Molecule: messenger RNA, 2816 nt
Organism: Triplophysa dalaica
Lineage: Eukaryota; Metazoa; Chordata; Actinopteri; Cypriniformes; Nemacheilidae
Gene: rdh10a
Product: retinol dehydrogenase 10a
Exons: 6
Coding region: 549-1574 (341 amino acids)
Cellular component (GO): lipid droplet
Molecular function (GO): oxidoreductase activity, acting on the CH-OH group of donors, NAD or NADP as acceptor
Source: RefSeq, a predicted model, not a curated record
GUGGAGAGGGGCUGGUUUAAAUAGAGAGGCAGCUGCAGCGGUGCUCUUAUGAGAUCCGUCAGGAGUCAGUCUAUCACUCUCACUCGCUCCGGCAGCUGUUGCGCGCAUCCGUGCCGGGAAACGACCGCUUUUUGGGCAUUAUCUUGCGGAAAGAUUCGUCUCUACGUAUCGUAACAAUUCUUUACUUUUCUUAGACAAACCGACUUGUAGCGUUAAAUUGGGGCGUCUACUGAAGCGUAAAGAGACCCACACCUGUUCGCUCGGCAAGGUGCGCUUUUAUUUGUGAUGCUGUCAUUAUUGUCGUUUAAUGCGUUAUUUUGCUAACUGGUGUAGCGUCUUGUAUAUAUGUGUAUCUGAAAUUUUAUGACAUUUGGGGUCAAUUGAAUGCUCACCCCAUAAACUUAUUAUAUAGGCAGAUAGGGAAAGAAUAAAUACAAUUUUAAUGUUAGUAACGAAACACAAAACUCAGGUUGUUUAAUAUAACGGGACGUUUUACGCAUUCAUCUUUAUUUAAAACAAAUUUGGAGACUUUUUCGGCGUACAGAAACAUGAUGAUUAAUAUUGUCGCGGAGUUUUUCGUCGUCAUUCUGAAAGUCCUCUGGGCCAUCUUGAUGGCCGGAGUGAAGUGGAUCAUACGGCCGAAGGAGAAGAGCGUAGCCGGACAGGUGUGUCUGAUCACCGGGGCGGGCGGCGAGCUCGGGCGGCUGUACGCGAAGGAGUUCGCCCGGCAUCGGGCUACUUUGGUGCUGUGGGACAUCAAUAGCCAGAGCAAUGAAGAGACGGCGGAGGUGGUUCGGCAGAUUUACAGAGAGCAGGACAACCCGAUGACAAAAGAAGGAGCUGUUGGAGGUGUGGAAGAGGUCCCUCCUUUCCAGCCACAGGUGUACACAUAUGUGGUUGAUGUGGGGAAGAGAGAGAGCGUGUACGCCACAGCAGAGCAAGUACGCAGGGAGGUUGGUGAUGUGGACUUGUUGAUCAACAACGCCGGUGUGGUGUCCGGCCACCAUCUGCUCGAGUGUCCCGAUGAGCUGAUCGAACGGACCAUGGUGGUGAACUGCCACGCUCACUUCUGGACCACCAAGGCGUUUCUUCCCAAGAUGCUAGAGAUGAACCAUGGCCACAUUGUGACGGUUGCCAGUUCGCUGGGUCUGUUCAGCACAGCUGGUGUGGAGGAUUACUGCGCUAGCAAGUUUGGUGCCAUCGGCUUCCACGAGUCCCUGAGUCACGAGAUCAAGGCUUCGGAGAAGGACGGUAUCAAGAUGACUCUGGUUUGUCCUUACCUGGUGGACGCUGGCAUGUUCAAAGGUUGCAGAAUAAGGAAAGAGAUCGAGCCAUUUCUCCCUCCACUGAGGCCAGAGUUCUGCGUGAAACAGGCCAUGAGAGCCAUCCUGACAGACCAGCCCAUGAUCUGCACGCCACGCAUCAUAUACAUGGUCAACUUUAUGAAAAGCAUUUUGCCGUUCGAAGCAAUCGUGUGCAUGUACAGGUUCCUGGGAGCGGAUAAGUGCAUGUACCCCUUCUUGGCGAAAAGGAAGGAAGCGAUGAACAACAACGAGGCUAAGAACGGGAUCUAGACGGCGCUGUUUUUAAGCUCCAGAAGGGGCGCGAUUUUGAGGCACGUGCGGAUAAGACCACUGAGAUUGAAGCGAGAUGGAUAAAGACUGAGUUUAGACUGGUGCACUUGCAUUUGGCAGAUGCAAAGGUUUACCAUAUUGUUCCUCUGGAACAAAGAAAGCUGUGUACUACACUAAGGAUUUAUUUGUCGUUUUUUUUUUUUGUUCUGAAGGUUUGUUUAAAGAAACCGUUCAUCUAUAUUCUGUGUCAAUAGUUUUGAAAUCAUACAUGAGAUAUUCAGUAAUUAACUAUUUACGUAAUGUAGUCACCAGCAUUAUCUAGUGUCUUCGUGAAAAUAUACAGUAUGUUACUGUACGAACAGUAAAAUCGUGUCACUUUUUUUGUUUUGUGUGUAGACAUGCACUGUAUUUACUUUCUUCUACACUGCCAGCAUUAUCUAAACAGUUCAGUGUGGUACUUUGCCAUUUAGAUCCCCAGUUUGGUUAAAGACAACAGAAGAUCAUGUACUAGAUAAGGGUCCAAUGAUAAACCGUGUGAUGACUGGUUAUCGUCCAUUCUUCUAAAGAUGACCAAUUGUAUUUUCUGAUUCCAACUGUGUUGAAGGUCAUUUAUCAGAAAAGGUUUCAGUGAUAUGUGACCUAAAGAUGCGCAUCUGUCGCACAUUCUUCCAAAACAUUUUAUCUCCUAGAUUGUUGACAUCACCAACUCAAGCCAUGUUUAGUUUGUGUAUGGGAUUCUGAAGGAACAUCCGGAUUUUCUGUUACCGAAUGCUAUACUUAGUUUAUGUGAUCCAUUUUUAACUUUUGCAUCAACAGGCAAUGACUUGGAUUAUGCAUAUAUUUGGGGGAGACUGGUUUAGAAAUGGGAAUGACUCAUGUAAAAAAUGCUAAGCAUUUUAAUGUAACACUCAUUACACAUCAUCCAGUUAAAUUGUCUGUAUUGUCAUUUUGUGUAUGCAAACCUAGUUGAUUGUUGAAAAAGACAUCACAGAUAUAUAUUUGGAUACUUUGUAUGUAUGUAAAGAAAAGACGAAAGACAUGAGUUUAAACUACAUUCCAACAGGCUUCACCGACUGCGAUGACCCUAAAUCUCUACCUCUUCACUUUUGCCAUUUGUUUAACAGUAUGACAUAAAUACGCUUUUUGUAACUUUCCUAAAGACUGCUCUAUAGAGGAGCACAAGAUGUGACUCCAAUGUUUAGUGUCUCUACCUAACUUAAAUUAAUAAAAUGAUUUAGAUUA